AUGUUAAGUGAUGGAAGAAUUGUCGCAAUUAAAAAGUGCAACACAGUGCACAAGGGGAAUCUCGAACAAUUCAUUAAUGAGAUUGUCAUUCUUUCACAAAUUAUCCAUAGAAAUGUGGUUAAGCUAAUUGGUUGUUGUUUGGAGAUAGAAAUUCCUUUGUUGGUUUAUGAAUUCAUCCCUAAUGGGACACUUUUCCAAUAUCUCCAUGAAGAAAAUGAAGAUUUUCCAUUAACAUGGGAUAUGCGCUUAAAGAUUGUCACGGAAAUUGCAGGAGCUCUUUUCUACUUACACUCAGCAGCUGCCUCGCCAAUUUAUCAUCGAGACAUAAAGUCCACCAACAUACUCUUAGACGAAAAGUACAGAGCGAAAAUAGCGGACUUUGGGACAUCAAAAUCGGUAACAAUUGACCAAACUCAUGUAACCACCCAAGUUCAGGGAACUUUUGGGUAUUUGGACCCAGAAUAUUUCCAUACAAGCCAAUUCACAGAAAAGAGUGAUGUGUAUAGUUUUGGAGUAGUCCUUGUUGAGCUCUUAACUGGAGAAAAACCCAUUUUUUCAACAGGGUCAGAAGAAGGUAGAAGUCUCUCUGCAUAUUUCAUUCUCUCAAUGAAGGAGAACCAUCUAUUUGAUAUUCUUGAUGAUCGAGUAAAGAAAGAAGGUGAUAAAGAAGGGGUCAUCAUAGUUGCUAAUCUUGCAAAAAGAUGUUUGCACUUGAAUGGAAAGAAACGUCCUACAAUGAGAGAGGUUGUAAUUGAGUUGGAGGGAAUUCGAAAAACUUCUGGUGAUCAAGAAAAUUAUGAAGAACUUCAAUAUGCUAGACGUGAAGAAAUUGAGGCUUCAGGUGUUAGUUUAACAUCAACACAAUCAUGUUUUGAAAUUGCUUCAUCUUCAUCAUCAAUCGUCCUUCCAUAA
Molecule: messenger RNA, 912 nt
Organism: Quercus lobata
Lineage: Eukaryota; Viridiplantae; Streptophyta; Magnoliopsida; Fagales; Fagaceae
Product: wall-associated receptor kinase-like 2
Exons: 1
Coding region: 1-912 (303 amino acids)
Biological process (GO): protein phosphorylation; cell surface receptor signaling pathway
Cellular component (GO): plasma membrane
Molecular function (GO): protein serine/threonine kinase activity; ATP binding
Source: RefSeq, a predicted model, not a curated record